AUUAAUAAACACAAAGUGUGCCUCUGUUUUCCUAGAGACAGGCACAGAGCUGUCCUCAAAGUUGAGAGCAAACUGUGCCCACAGCUCUCCGGACUGUCACCUCCAAAUAAAAAGGCCAUGGAAAAUCAAACAUCAGCAGAGAAAGGGAAACAGAUGGCAUCUUCUGUGGACUCAAGCAUGGAACGUGUCUUUGUUGAGGACAUCACAGACAGCAGCCAUACUGACUCUGAAACAGAGACAAUCAUUCCCCUAGAUGAGUGCGCACCACAUCCCAUCAUAGAUAUGGACCAGGUGGUCAUGGACAGCUUGGGGCAGCUUUUUGAACACUGCAUCCAGCAAGUGUCCCAUCUAGAGAUGCAGAGGAAUGAGCUGAUCCAAGAGCUCCUCGGUCUGCAGGAACCAAUGCUGCGGGUCGUGGAGCACCUGAGAGGGAAGCUGGUGGAGACGCAGAGGCUGCUUACUCUGGCUCAGCUGGAUUAUGUUGCUGUUUAUGAAGAAGUGCAGCAGGUAAAGAGGAAACUGUUUACCACAGCCAGAGACUGCAUCCAGAGCCAGGUGACACUGGCGGCAAACGAGUAUGAGGUGGCUCAGUCUGCUGUUACACAGGAGGAGCUCAAAGCCCACAUCGAAAACCUGACCCAGGAGUUGUCCCAGCUCCAGGAGGCCUACCAGAACCAGCUAAACUCCCUGAGGGACAAGGCCACUAAGCCCUGCAGGCCCAGGGCCAUGAGUGACGUUAGCCAGUGUCGCCAGGCUUCAGUCAGACUGCAGCGGCGACUCAGCGGCAGCGUCAGAGCACUGGAGGGCUGGUACGAGCCUCGACUCGUGGCCCUGCUGAGGAGAAGACAGAUUGGCGAGGACGCUUUGAGAAAGAGCAGGGAGCAGGCAGUGGACCUGAAGGCCAGUCUGGGACCCCUGAGAGAGGACGUACAGAGACUGGAGAUGCAGAGAGCCUGUCUGGAGCAGAGGAUGAAUCUGAUGGAGAGGGAGAGGGACAAGAGUAUCACACAACACAAGGAGACUGUGGAGACAUUAAAAGAGACUCUGAGAGAACUGAAAGUGGAGUUUGAGAUUCAAAGAAAAUCUAAGAACAAUUUGGAGGAGCAUAAGGAACUCCUUUUAAAAGAGCUGAGAUAUCUGAGAGGCUGUGAUGAACCCAGUGAAACCUCUGCAGAGGAAGAUCCCUGAUUUUGUUUCCAGGGAUAUUCUUAAACUGACUAUCUGGACGAAACCAAACCACAGCACUGCAUUUAAAUUUGUCAAUAGUUCAUUAUUAUUAUUUAUUUGACAAAUUAGUCAAAUAAUUUGCUUCUACAGACUCAUUUACUUAUCAACUCUUAAUAUUUUAGAGGAAAUUACUUACGUACAAAUUACCUGGCAUACUGUGUCAAGAAAUAAAAACAGAUUUACUGUAAAUAUUUUAUUAUGAAUAUAUAUAAGUACACAAAAGAUCAAAUGCAGUACAGAAAAACAAACAGUGACAAGUGACACAACGUCAUACUACAGAUAUAAAGCAAAUACAAGAAAAACCUACAGUAUGUACAAUUUUUAUUAAAAAUGGAUUUCUGUAUAAGUGUUGCCGGCAAAACUAUUCGAGAUGAAAGAAGUAAAACCAUCAAAAAGCAAACCUGAAUAUUGAUGGACAUCUCUUCACAAGCCAGAGCUGAAUUCUGGGAGUUUGAAAAACUAAAAAGAUCUAAAAAUCUGAACAAUACAGACUUCAUUUAAAUACUUCAACAAUAUGAUGACAACACAGCAUUUUGUUCUUUAAUUGUCAAAAUCAAAAUCACUGCUGCCCAAAACGUGUAAAAAGACACCACAGAUUGUGCACCCAACACUGGAAAUGAAUUUUUAACAAGCAGGUCGAAUGAAGAGACGUGGAGACUCAUGCCUGGACCUCUGAAUCUGCAGCACCUUCUGGGUCCUCAUCGUUGUAGAUAUUUUCAGCCUGUAGAAGAAACAAUUUUAAAGUAUAUUCACUGUAACUGGUAUUCAAUGUUAAUAAAUGCAAUUCAAAACUCU
Morone saxatilis (striped sea-bass) is the source of this 2022-nucleotide messenger RNA. RefSeq names its product syncoilin-like. The coding region runs from base 118 to 1188 and encodes 356 amino acids. Gene Ontology annotation, cellular component: intermediate filament. The transcript is spliced from 5 exons. NCBI's taxonomy places the organism in Eukaryota, Metazoa, Chordata, Actinopteri, Moronidae. The record is from RefSeq and is a predicted model, not a curated record.